Molecule: messenger RNA, 1140 nt
Organism: Lathyrus sativus (Indian pea)
Lineage: Eukaryota; Viridiplantae; Streptophyta; Magnoliopsida; Fabales; Fabaceae
Source: the annotation of a GenBank genome assembly
AUGUCAAGUUCUCUUGCAGCAAUAAUAGGAGGAGCUGCAGGAGCCGCGGCAUUGGUAGGGAUAUCGAUAAUACUUUUAUGGUUUUGUUUGUUUCGCCAAACAAGCGUUUCUAGAACUUCAGAGACAGGAUCCUCUGAUCCUUCACAAGUGGGAAGACAUGGUGGAAUUGAGUUGCAAAUGCGAGAUACUAGGCGUUUUGCGAUAGAUGAACUCUCUCAUGCAACAAAGAAUUUCACUGACAAAAAUUUGAUCGGAGAAGGAAAAUUCGGUGAGGUUUAUAAAGGCUUACUUCAAGAUGGGAUGCUUGUAGCCAUCAAGAAGCGUGGCGGUGCCAAUAGUCAGGAAUUCGUUGAUGAGGUACGUUAUCUUUCAUCCAUUCAACAUCGGAAUCUAGUUACUCUUAUCGGCUAUUGCCAAGAAAACAAUCUACAGUUUCUUAUAUACGAAUAUGUGCCUAACGGAAGCGUCUCAAGUCACUUGUAUGGUGCUAGUCAACAACCACGAGAGAGGCUAGAAUUCAAGCAUAGACUCUCAAUAGCUCAAGGUGCAGCUAAAGGUUUGGCUCAUCUUCAUUCUUUGAGUCCGCGUUUGGUGCAUAAGAAUUUCAAAACAUCUAAUGUUCUUGUCGAUGAAAACUUCAUUUCUAAGGUCGCAGAUGCAGGACUUCGUAAUUUUCUAGGGAGAGUUGAAAUUGUAGGCUCGUCUUCACAGGUGGCAUCAGAUGAGAUAUUUCUUUCCCCCGAGGUGAGAGAGUUCCGACAAUUUUCUGAGAAGAGCGACGUGUAUAGCUUUGGGGUAUUUUUGUUGGAAUUGUUGAGUGGGAAGGAAGCAACAGAAUCACCCUCUAUAAACACUAGUCAAAAUCUGGUCGAAUCGGUGCUAAGUAAUCAAGACAGUAGCACCAUGUCUGCAAUCAUUGAUCAAAGAAUGGAAAGUAGAUUCACAGCUGAAGGAAUGGAAAACUACAUUCUACUCUUGAUAAGAUGUUUGGAUCCUUCAAUCGAAAGAAGACCUUCGAUGAGCUACGUCGAAAUGGAACUCGACCGAAUCCUCGAAAAAGAGAUGAACUUAACAACAAUGAUGGGUGAAGGAACACCAACUGUAACACUCGGAAGUCAAUUAUUCAAAUCAACUAAAUAA